Messenger RNA from Acanthopagrus latus (yellowfin seabream), 2499 nucleotides. It is a transcript of the gene ints13, whose product is annotated as integrator complex subunit 13. Gene Ontology annotation, cellular component: integrator complex. The transcript has 17 exons. Bases 153 to 2288 code for a protein of 711 amino acids. Gene Ontology annotation, biological process: centrosome localization; regulation of mitotic cell cycle. The record is from RefSeq and is a predicted model, not a curated record. NCBI's taxonomy places the organism in Eukaryota, Metazoa, Chordata, Actinopteri, Spariformes, Sparidae.
UUUCCGCCAAUAACAAACAUGCUAGCCUGUGACGGUUAAGUCGUUUGUGCUAGUCAUUCCAAGUGUCUGAACAAAAAAGAAGAAAGGGCUGGCGAUAUUUUGGAAGUGUGAUUAAUAGAAAACACCCAACGUAGUAUUACACAAAUGUCACCAUGGAUCUUACCACAAUGCAGAUGUCUAGACCGAAGAUGUUCUCAGUGUCUCACAAGACGGUCUUUGUGGUGGACCACUGUCCCUACAUGGCAGAGUCAAGUCGCCAGCAGGUGGAGUGUGACGUGCUGACGAAGAGUCGAGCACAAGGGGUCAUUCCUUUGGCCCCUGUGUCAAAGUCCCUUUGGACCUGUGCUGUGGAGUGCUCCAUGGAGUACUGCCGGAUCCUCUAUGAUAUUUAUCCAAAGGACAAACUGGUCAAUUACAUUGUGAGUGAUUCAGAGUUCCACAUCUUGAACAGCUGGAGACGGGAAGAUCAGAGCACUCAUGAGCUCAUGUCAGCGCUGGCAGCUGUUGGGCCACCCAACCCACGCGAGGACCCUGAGUGUUGCAGCAUCCUGCACGGGCUGGUCGCUGCAGUGGAGGCGUUGUGUAAGAUCACUGAGCUGCAGCACGAGAGGCGCACCACUCUGAUGGACACAGCCGACAGAGUUGCCAAUAGGGGGCGUAUUAUCUGCCUAACCAAUGCUAAAAGUGAUACUCAUGUGCGCAUGUUGGAAGACUGCAUCCAGGAAACCAUUUUAGAGCAGAACAAGCUGGCGGCAGGCUCAGACAGGCUAAUGGCCAUCCAACAGUGUGACCUGGUUCUGGUUCACAUCUACCCACAGGGUGAGGACACUCUGGUGUCUGACCGGCCGAAGAAAGAGAUCUCCCCUCUGCUCACCAGCGAGGUUCAUAGUGUCCGUGCAGGGCGACACCUGGCCACCAAACUCAACAUUCUGGUCCAGCAGCACUUUGACUUGGCCUCCACCACCAUAACAAACAUCCCCAUGAAGGAAGAGCAGCAUGCCAACACAUCAGCCAAUUAUGAUGUUGAGCUCCUGCAUCACAGAGACGCUCACCUGGAGUUCUUCAAGAGCGGAGACUUGCAUAUGGCCGGCACCAGCACUCGAGAAAAUGGACUCAAAGAGACAAUUACACUGAAAUGGUGCACUCCACGAACCAACAGCAUAGAACUGCAUUACUGUACAGGAGCCUAUCGCAUCUCCCCAACAGACGUAAACAGUCGUCCUUCAUCAUGUUUGACAAACUUUCUCCUUAACGGGCGAUCGGUGCUGCUGGAGCAGCCGAGGAAAUCGGGGUCGAAGGUCAUCAGCCACAUGCUCAGCAGCCACGGAGGCGAGAUCUUUCUGCAUGUGCUCAACAGCAACCGCUCCACCCUGGAGGACCCGCCCUCCAUCAGUGAGGGCUGCGGUGGCCGCGUGACAGACUACCGCAUCACUGACUUUGGUGAAUUUAUGAGGGAGAACCGGCUCACGCCUGUGUCUGAGUCCUCCCACGAUCCCUCGGGGAAGCUGCCAGCUGAGAGGGCCAAAGCCCAGCUGGAGCGUUACACUCGAUACUGGCCAAUGAUCAUCUCUCAGACCACCAUCUUCAACAUGCAGGCGGUGGUUCCUUUAGCUAACCUGAUAGUGAAAGAGACUUUGUCCGAGGAGGAUGUUCUGACCUGCCAGAAGACAGUUUACAACCUGGUAGACAUGGAGAGGAAGAACGACCCUCUCCCUAUUUCCACUGUGGGAUCCAGAGGCAAAGGACCCAAGCGAGAUGAACAGUAUCGCAUCAUGUGGAACGAGCUGGAAACAUUAGUGAAAACUCACGCCGGAGACACAGACAGACACCAGAGGGUGCUGGACUGCAUCAUCGCCUGCCGCAGCAAACCUCCCGAGGAGGAGGAGAGGAAGAAGAGGGGGAGGAAGAGGGAGGAUAGGGAAGACAAGGCGGAGAAAAAUGGCAGCAAGGAAACAGAGGACAAAAGCUGGCAGGACUCGGAGAGACUAAAGGGCUUGCUGGAUAAAGACGAUCAGGAGUCGGAAGUGAUCAAGGAUUCCCCGGACUCUCCGGAGCCGCUCAAUAAGAAGCCACGCCUGUCCACAGAGGAGGUUCAGCCUCCGGAGAGGGCAAAAGGUCCCGUCUCGCUCCUCACCAUGUGGACAAACCGCAUCACUGCUGCCAAUUCCAGGAAGCAUCAAGAGUUCAUUGGAAGAGUGAGCUCCGUGAACAACAAGUUUGAGUUGUACCAGCAGCUCAAAGACGAGAACGGGAUGGACGUUCAUGAAAACGGAAAGGCCACCAGAUGAUGUCUCAAUGGAUUAACUGCUACACCCCCCUGCCAAGGAUGAGAUUGUGGACCACAGUGUUUUUCAGACUUGGUUGUCCCCUACACUCCCAAAAACGAGGAUAUGAAAUAAAACAGUGAACUCUAACGAACAAUUUUUAAUUUUUUUACUCAUCAUUUUGUAGAUAUGCUGUUCACAUAUUGUGUAACACAAUAAAAACUGUUAAUAGAGA